This is a messenger RNA of Exserohilum turcica Et28A, 2770 nucleotides long. RefSeq lists its product as uncharacterized. Gene Ontology annotation, biological process: regulation of DNA-templated transcription; DNA-templated transcription. The transcript is spliced from 6 exons. The record is from RefSeq and is a predicted model, not a curated record. Gene Ontology annotation, molecular function: DNA-binding transcription factor activity, RNA polymerase II-specific; DNA binding; zinc ion binding. The coding region runs from base 50 to 2521 and encodes 823 amino acids. Lineage: Eukaryota; Fungi; Ascomycota; Dothideomycetes; Pleosporales; Pleosporaceae.
CGUCUCUCUCCCAUUGCCCACUUCGUCAUCAGCACGCACCGUCGUAGCCAUGGAGUCGGCAACAACAACCGCAACAGUAACUGCACCACCACCACCACCACAGGCGCCCGCGCCACCAGCACCGUCGGCGGCAGAGACGCCCAAGGUCGAGCGCCGAGGCUCGGCGCCCGUCAAGCGCAGGGUAAGCCGCGCCUGCGAUCAUUGCCACCGCAUGCGCACACGGUGUAAUGGCCAGGCCCCGUGCUCGCGUUGCAUAGAACUCGAAUAUGUCUGCCAGUACAACCGUGAAAAGAAACGACGCGGAAAAGUUCCGCGCCACAUCCAGAAGCAGAGAGAGGAAGCUGCUGCUGGCGGCAGCCCACAGACGCCCAAUGGCAUGAACAACUACUUUGAGCGGCCCGCAGUCUUGAACGAAAUGGACGAGGAUGUCUGGUCGCAGUCAGAAGCCACGCCCGUGGUCCAGCAUUUCCCAGACAGCAAGAACACCCUGCCCACGGCUAACUGGCAAGCACUGAACCCCAGCGCCACUUUUGAUCCGCCUGUCAACCACAUGAUGAUUGAUCCCUUGCUGCUUGGAUCGGGCGCUGCCUAUCCGCCAAUGCAUGCAGAAAUGCCCCGCGAAGAGCUCAUGUAUGCAAUGAAUGCAGGCAUGCACAUCAUCCCCGGUCCCAAUGGCACGCCUGUAUCGAUCCCCUCCGAGUACGCCAACAUGUCCUACCAGAUGCACUACCAGCAAGCUGGAAGGCAGUCCUCUCCUCACAGCUAUGGCUCUGCCGACACUGGAUCCCCGCAAUCAGGAGUCAGCGUAAACUCGUCACAAAACAGUGGCCCCAUGAUUGCUUGCAGAUACCCCGUUCUGAAGCCUCUAAUACCGCACCUUAGUAGCAUCAUCAACAUUCCGACCGCAUGCGAUCUUCUCGAAUUCUACUUCCAGAGCUCUUCGUCCGUUUUCAUGGAGCCCGUCUCGCCAUACAUUCUCGGAUCUGUUUUCAGGAAACGAAGCUUUUUGCGGCAACACAACCCAAGGCGGUGCAGCCCAGCCCUCCUGGCCAGUAUGCUUUGGGUAGCUGCGCAAACGAGCGAAGCGAGCUACCUGACCUCCUCGCCCUCGGCGAGAGCCAUCAUUUGCCAGAAGCUCUGGAAAUUGACUGUGGAGCUAUUGAAGCCCCUUGUCCACUCUCCGUCUUCGCACGGCUUCGCACCUGGAUCGGGAGUCACUUCUGCUGCUCACGACGCUUUUGGCGUUGAUCGGGCACUAGGACGCUAUGACGGAAGGCCAGACGGCGCCAUGGCUCCCACCAGCACGCUGGACGAUGUUGCGACAUAUAUCAACCUUGGAGUGGUCACCUCAGCAAGCGAGUACAAAGCAGCUUCUUUAAGAUGGUGGAAUGCGGCGUGGUCACUGGCCAGGGAGCUCAAACUCGGUAGAGAGCUAUAUUCAAAACCUAGCAAAGAGCACGACACAAAUGGAGCCGACGGAGAUGUAGAUGUGGGCAUGUCUGAUGGCUCCGGCGCUCAACCGCCUGCGGGUACACCAGCUGCAGCCAUGAUUGAAGAAAUGAAGGAGGAGAGACGCCGAUUGUGGUGGUUGCUGUACAUGGUGGAUCGCCAUCUUGGCCUCUGCUACAACCGCCCACUGGCCAUGCUCGACAAUGAGUGCGAAGACCUUCUUCAACCGGUUCCCGACACUCUUUGGCAGCAAGGCGAGUUCUACACGGGACACCCAGGACCGCGGAAACGGGGACUCAACUUCCAGUGCACAUCGCAUGACGUGUUUGGCUUCUUCCUCCCUCUGAUGACAAUUCUCGGCGAUAUUGUAGAUUUGAACGCACAGAAAAACCACCCCAGAUUUGGCCAGCGGGCCUCUUGGGAACUUCACGAAGCGGAAAUCACGCGCCAACUGGAGCGGUACGCGUACAGCAUCGAGGAAUUCAAGGCGCAAUACGGCUGUGGUCCAAACGAGGAAUCGCAGCCGAACACAACACCAGACCCGGUUCGAGGCGAGUGGAUUCACCAAACGAGGAAGGUUGCCGCAUACGCCACGCACAUCAUGCAUGUCCUUCACAUCCUGCUCCACGGCAAAUGGGACCCAGUAGCGCUUCUGGAGGACGACAACAUGUGGGUAUGCUCGCAGUCGUUCCUCGCAGCAACUUCGAAUGCCAUCACAGCCGCGCAUGCAGUCGACGUGAUUCUGGACGUGGACCCAGACCUGUCCUUUAUGCCCUACUUGUUUGGCAUGUAUCUGCUCCAAGGCAGCCUCAUCCUAUUACUUUUGGCCGACAAGCUAUCGACUGAAACAAACGACAACGUAAUCCGAGCCUGCGAGACUAUUGUACGCGCACACGAAGCUGCUGUUGUGACUCUCAACACGGAAUAUCAGCGAAACUUCCGCAAAGUCAUGAUUUCGACAUUAGCGCAAAUCAAAGGCCACGGCCACGCAAGGGAAAUGACGCCCGCCAAACGAAGAGAGGUUCUAUCUCUAUACCGGUGGACAAGUCUUGGAAAUGGUCUAGCGAUAUAAAUUUGUUGAGCAGUUUUUCAUGCACGAUCUGGGUAGGCGUAACUGGAAAUCACGGCGUCAGGAGUCAAUUGGUGGAAUUGACGGGUUCGGCGAAGCGGCUGAUAAACACGGCCACCCCACACACACAAAUUUCGGGAACUGUACGAUUAUGACCUUUUUUAGGAAGGAGAGGGAAAGGAAUGGGAAAGCCGCUCUGGAUUAACGAUUUGGCAACGUAAAAAAAGGGGUAGCGGCGCUGCUCUUCGCGAC